Metopolophium dirhodum (rose-grain aphid) is the source of this 624-nucleotide messenger RNA. RefSeq lists its product as uncharacterized. Bases 120 to 491 code for a protein of 123 amino acids. The record is from RefSeq and is a predicted model, not a curated record. NCBI's taxonomy places the organism in Eukaryota, Metazoa, Arthropoda, Insecta, Hemiptera, Aphididae. The transcript has a single exon.
UGUAAUCGUCCUGCAGAAAAAGUAAGGGAGUUAUUUCCAAAAGUUAAUACUUUAAUUAUAAUAAUGGGAAGAAAAUAUGUUUAAAAGCGCCGAGUCGAAUCUCAAUUUUUAAAGAAGUAAUGAAUGAUACCCCUUUACCACCGGUCCCAGUUCUUACAAGGUGGGGAACAUGGGUACAUGCUGCGUUAUAUUACGCAGAUUAUUUUACCAAAUAUAAAAAAGUCAUCGAGGGACUGGCAAUGGAUGAUGCACAAAGUAUUAGAAAAGUUUUGGAUAUAAUUGAAGAUGGUACUAUUGUCAAUGAUUUAACAUUUAUAUCUACUCAUUUGGCAUUUUUAGUGAUAGUCAUAAAAAAACUUGAAACUCAAAAUAUGACUUUACAUGAAAGCAUUUCAAUAAUUAACGAAAUGAAAGAAAAAAAUAAUUCUAUUCCUGGAUCGAAAGGUGCAACACUUGCAACAAAACUAAACGAGCUUUCCAAUAAAAAUUAAGGUCUGAAGAUUCUACGAAAAAUUAAUUCAGUGUUAUUAGGCGAAAACGUUCAGCUCGAAGAUCUUUAUGACCCGACAAUACUAAGUUGCUUCAAAUAUGCCCCAAUAACUUCGGUUGACGUCUAACUUUCAU